GCGGGUGGUGGGGGAAAACGACGAACGAAACAACGAUAAGAAAACAGUUUUGUUACUUUUCCUUGCGAUUAAUUUGUGUCAUUUUCUGAAUAUUUCGGCGUGAUAGCAGCGCAAUGCGUUCAACGUGACCCGCCUAAGGUCCGUGUUAUCCAGCGGCGUCGGAAUUUGCAGCGAUGGAGGACGCUCAGGGUGAAAAUCGGCCCCUAAAGCCCGUCAACGGUUACGCACCGGACUGUCCACCAUCAAAUAACCCAGACAUUAAAACGGCCAAAAUAUGCAUAAUUCGGGACAAUGAGGUGCGCGACGAUCCCGUGCAUGAAGCUGCCAAGAAAUACUGUGACUUGGUCAAAUUUUCUCGAGAUGGGUCGGAGCUGCUUGAUUUGGAGACUGUCUACAUAGUGGAUGAUUUUGAGGGUCCUGUUUUUAACAGUCUGAGAAACAGGAAGUGCCGAAUUUUGGGACCAACUGCUCUGAUUCAGUACGCACAGAACGAUGAACCGCUGCCCACCAGAUACACAAAAUAUCCAACCUACUGUCUUCACAUGAGAGGAGCUACGGUUUGCUUCAGUUGGUUCAGAGAUAGAAUAGAAAUGGACAGGAUGGCAAAAGAAGUUUACCGCAUGGGAGGGAGCUUGCAGAGAGACAUGAGCAAACUGACCACACACCUCAUAGCAGCUCGUUGUUCCGGCGAAAAGUACCAGUAUGCGAACACAUUCCGCGUACCCAUUGUUAGUGUUGACUGGCUUCAUGACAUUUACGAGCAACGCAAUGACCCGAAAGCGCUCAACGCCACUGACCCCUUGGUUGUGCAGCAGUACAAACUGAAACCCUUUACCGGCGCCAGGAUUUGCUUCUUUGGCUUUCCUGACGAGGAGAAAAAACACAUGGAGGCUGUCCUGAUAGAAAACUGUGGCACUUUGGUUGACAUUGAUGACUCGUCCUGUACACAUGUGGUUGUUGAAGAAGGCACAGUUCCCGACAUAAAUGAGCUCCAAGGUCAUUGCAACGUUGUAAAAGCCGAAUGGUUUUGGUUGUCGGUCCAAAAGGAAAGUUGUGUCGACGAAGCUGAAUAUAUUUUGGAGCAAGCACAACAUAUUGGGAGCAACGGCGACCACACACCUCUUUCCUCCACACCCCUUUCUCACUCUUACACUAGUUCUGCAAGAAGGAAAAGAAAGCGUCUUGGAUUCCACGCAAGACAAAGUGGUGCCAGCAUUACUAGUGAACUCCUGGACGCUACUUAUUCCCCUACAACUCGAUUGAGCCUGAGCGCAUCCAUUUUAGACAGCACAGCCAGUCCCGAGCCAGGUGCUUCAGUUCCAGACACAGCCAAUUUAGUUGCUUCCCCUGCACCCCUUGCAGCUCCCCUUAGCCCGAGACAAAUGGUCUUCCUUGAGCUUGUACAGACUGAAACCAAUUACGUGGAAAUAUUGCACACUAUUGUAAAUCUCUUCAAAGAACCCCUGGAAAGCAAGGAGGGUGAAUCUGCUGGUUUGCUGAACGCAACCGAACUGAAGAUCAUUUUUGGCAAUCUACCUCCCAUUUAUGAAGUUCAUAAGGAAAUGUUAGCCGAUUUGCAGGAGGCUGCACUCAAUUGGAGAGACGACACUACCAGAGUUGGUGCUAUCGUCUUGAAAUGUAAAGAUGCCAUUUUGAAGGCAUAUCCACCAUUCAUCAAUUUCUUUGAAGACACAAAGAAAAUGCUUGUCUCUUGUGAUGAGAGCAACCCUAGAUUCCACGCUUUCCUCAAGAUCAGAUAUUCAAGACCAGAGUGUGGACGCCAAAGUCUCAACGAACUCCUUAUCCGUCCAGUGCAGAGACUUCCUAGCAUGAGCCUUUUGCUGAAUGACUUGGCUAAGCAAACUCCAAAGAGCAAUCCUGACCAUGAGCUUCUUCUGUGCGCUUUGGCUGAAGUGAAAAGAGUGAUGAAUUUGAUCAACGAAGACAAAAGAAAGACCGAGGGACAAGUUGCCUUAUUUGACAUCUUCAAUGAGAUCGAAAAUUGCCCGGCUGACAUUGUUGCAUCUCACCGCACAUUUGUCCAACGAUGUGAUGUUAAUGAAAUCAGCAACGAACUCAGUGGCCGAGGAGAACAUCUGACUCUCAUCCUAUUCUCAGACAUGUUAGAGAUUUGCAAACGAAAGACAAAAACCUUCAGCUCUCUGCGCAGCCCAAGCGUGACCAGCCUGCAUUCCGGCAAAUUUGCUCACUUUAAGCCAUACAAACACAUCAUGCAGCUGCCCCUGUCCACCAUCAAGAGAGUUAUAGACUAUAAGGAAACAGAAGGGACUCGAAAUGUAUUUGCUCUGAGAUGUCGCAGCAAUCAGGAAUUCAAAGAACGUGAAUAUCUGUUUGCCUGGACCAACGAAGAAGUCAACAAGACGAAUUUCUUGAAAACCCUGUGUCGCCAAUUGGCUAACACGGUCUGUAGGACUGAUGCUGAUUCCUUUUUGGCUAUGCUUGACCCUGCACAACUGGACAUUGAGUUUGCUGAUGCUGGUAGUAUGGGGACUCUUUCGAAAGCUUUCAAAUUUGCCUCUAAGACCAGGAAGAAAGUUGGUCGAGCAUUUAGUUUCAAUCGGACUCCCAGCAAGCUGAAGAGGGCGGUCUCGACAGUCAUGAGUCCAUUUGGAAGCAGCCUGGGAAACGCAACACCGUGCUCUCAACUUGAGCACAUGCGUCUGGCCAGUUGCACCAGUUUGGCAAGCGUCACAAGUUUGGCGGAAUUGGGGUCUCCUCGUCCAAUUGCGGAAGCCCUAGAACCACCAAUGUCAGUCCAGCCUGUGAGAAAGAACAAGAAUCCAGGUGGACUAUCCAGGUUUUAGAAAAAGCCACCACUGUAUUUCACAGGUCAACCGUACAAAGGUGCUGUGCGCUGGAAAAAUGAGACCUGCCUCUCUCAAAUAUAGCCAAUUACUCGAGACUCCCUUUCAUAUUGAAUGGAUUUCUCAAUUAUUAUUUUCUCUUCUAUUUCUGAUUGCUCUUUUUCUGUUGAUUUGCUUUGAUCCAAAAGAUUAGCAAAGUUUAUUCUCUUUCAAGUAGUUACAUAUUUUGGAAGCCAAUUUUUCAAGUGCCAAAAAGCAACAACCGCCUUUUGAAAGUGCUUUUAAUGACAGCUGUCGAUGUUUUUUCAUGCAGCUGAUGCAUUUUUGCAACUUUGCCUUGGAAUCUCUCCACCUUUCUCCUCUAUCAUGUUAUUUGGAUAACAGCAAGUGUUCCACAAUGGCCUAUUAAUUUUGUUUAUUUUUGGCCAGUGCAGAUUGCGUGGCUUUUAUUGUAAAAUUUUCUUGUCAUUUAAUGAUAAAAAUCGUUUUUUAGUUUAAGUGAACCAAAAAAGAUGGUUAGCUAUAAAGUUCGUUGUAAAAAUAAGCCCUUCAUUAUACACUAAUUUAUGGCUUAGUGCAAAUCAUUAUUAUACUUCCUCACAUGUUUAUAAAGGACAAGUGCAGCUUUAAAUUAGGCAAAAGACUUCAAUUGAUCAAUGAGACGAGAGAGUAGUAUAAAUAAAUACAAAGCUAUAUUUUCUCUACAAAAUAAAAUUUUAGAGUAUUUUGCUUCGUACAUGUGAUGUUGCAUGACAUGAAGUACGUACAAUAAAUGAUUGGUAAUAAAAGCAAAAUUGCUCCAAAAUAAAUAAUUUUCUG
This is a messenger RNA of Neocloeon triangulifer, 3644 nucleotides long. It is a transcript of the gene pbl, whose product is annotated as protein ECT2. Gene Ontology annotation, biological process: activation of GTPase activity; mitotic cytokinesis; intracellular signal transduction. The record is from RefSeq and is a predicted model, not a curated record. Gene Ontology annotation, cellular component: nucleus; cell cortex. The coding region runs from base 174 to 2825 and encodes 883 amino acids. The transcript has 17 exons. NCBI's taxonomy places the organism in Eukaryota, Metazoa, Arthropoda, Insecta, Ephemeroptera, Baetidae. Gene Ontology annotation, molecular function: guanyl-nucleotide exchange factor activity; GTPase activator activity.